AACAAAACACAAUAUUGUAAAUAGUAAACAUAUGACUUGGUAAGGACUUACAUCAGCGAUUGUGAAUCGCAAGGUAAGAACUUCAGUCCCUUGCUAGAUGCUGAUAUUGCACUACUGAAUAUAUUUUGAUCAGCACCUUUUACUCCCAGGAAUAUGAAUGUAAUUUUCGUGGUAGCUAUUUCUAUAUCUUCAGUAUCAGGUUUAAUAGAUUCAUACUUACCAACGAGAUAUGAAGACGUAGUUUGCGCCUGUGGUGUGGGAUACAAUGCAACGUUGUCUGCGUACUUCCCAGUGUUUGACUCUGACGACAUAGCAGAUUACACUGACAGGGCUGGGACUAAGCUGCAUUCACUACAGGAAUUUUUGGAUGGUAGAUCACCUUAUGUAACAGCAUCCAUGGACCGAGGGUUAAAUUUACCAUAUGGAACGGCACUUUGUAUACCUGAACUGAACAGACAUUACAGACGCCGUAUAAAUAUUGAGGUGCGGGACACUCAUGCAGAUCUUGAUGGCUUUGGCACCUCAAAAGUUGUCAUUUGUGUUCGAUCAGUUGCUGAUAGUUAUGACCUUGCGGUAAAUAGACCUGUUAGUCUCAUAAUUGAAAAAUAAAUG
This is a messenger RNA of Macrosteles quadrilineatus (aster leafhopper), 612 nucleotides long. RefSeq lists its product as uncharacterized. Bases 154 to 609 code for a protein of 151 amino acids. NCBI's taxonomy places the organism in Eukaryota, Metazoa, Arthropoda, Insecta, Hemiptera, Cicadellidae. The transcript is spliced from 4 exons. The record is from RefSeq and is a predicted model, not a curated record.